CAGAAAGGGCCCCUGGCAUCAAACUUCCGUAUUCUUUCUUCAAACUUCAUUCCUCAAAUUUUUGCAACUGUCCUGUUGAGCGGAAAUGUUGUCAUUCAGGGAUGUGGCCAUUGAUUUCUCUGCAGAGGAGUAUGAAUGCCUGGACCCUGCUCAGUGGAAAUUGUACAGGGAUGUGAUGCUAGAGAAUUACAGCAACCUUGUGUUCCUGGCAGGACUUGCUUCCGCUAAGCCAUAUCUCGUGACGUUCCUGGAGCAAACACAAGAGCCUUCAGAUGUGAAAGGAGGAACGGCUACCAUUAAGCAUCCAGUGGAAAAAUACUGUACCUGCAAAGAAUGUGGCAAAGUCUUUGAGUGGACGAAAGUGUUUCAAAAUCACCAGAUAAUUGAUUUAGGAGUGAAGGGCUACAAGUGUGAAGAAUGUACCAAGUACAUCCAUAUUCCAUCAUUACUUCCUGAAGAGAAAACAAUUCAUACAGUAGAAAAACCUUACAAAUGUGAAGUUUGUGGAAAGGCCUUCUGCAUCCCAUUAUUACUUUCGAAACACAAGAUAAUUCAUACAGGAGAGAAUCCCUAUAAGUGUGAUGUGUGUGGCAAGGCCUUCCAACAUCCUUCAAGACUUUCCAGACAUAAGAAAAUUCAUUCAGGAGACAAACCAUACAAGUGUGAAGUGUGUGGCAAGGCCUUCCACUUUCCAUCGUUACUUUUGGUACACAAGAGAAUUCAUACUGGAGAAAAACCCUACAAGUGUGAAGUAUGUGGCAAGGCCUUCCAUUAUCCAUCAAUACUCUCUAAACAUAAGCGAAUUCAUACAGGAGAGAAACCCUACAAGUGUGAAGUAUGUGGCAAAGCCUUCCACAUUUCUUCAUUUCUUUCCAAACACAAAAUAAUUCAUAGAGGAGAAAAACCAUACAAGUGUGAUAUAUGUGGCAAGGCCUUCCAUUAUCCAUCAAGACUUUCCAACCAUAGGAAAAUUCAUUCAGAAGAGAAACCAUACAAGUGUGAAGUAUGUGGAAAGGCCUUCCGCUUUUUAUCACUACUUUCUAAGCACCAGAUAAUUCACAGAGAAGAAAAUCCCUACAAGUGUGAAGUAUGUGGCAAGGCUUUCGAUUAUCCAUCAAGACUUUCUACCCAUGCAAAAAUGCAUACAGAAGAGAAACCAUACAAGUGUGAAGUCUGUGGAAAGGCCUUCCGCUCUCUGUCAUCGCUUUCUAAACACAGGAGAAUUCAUACAGGAGAUAAUUACUAUAACAGUGAAGUAUGUGGUAAAGCUUUUGUCUAUCCUUCAAGACUUUCUAAACAUAAUAAAAUUUGUACAGGAGAGAAGCCCUACAAGUGUGAAGUAUGUGGCAAGGCCUUCCAUGUUUCAUCAUUACUUUCUAAACACAGAACAAUUCAUACAGGAGAAAAACUGUACAAGUGUGAUGUAUGUGGCAAGGCCUUCUAUUAUCCAUCAAGACUUUCCAACCAUAAGAGAAUUCAUACAGGAGAGAAACCAUACCAGUGUGAAGUAUGUGGAAAGGCCUUCUGUUUUCCACCAUCACUAUCUAAACACAAGAGAAUUCACACAGGAGAGAAACCAUACAAGUGUAAAGAAUGUGGAAAGGCCUUCCGCUUUCCGUCAUCACUAUCUGCACACAAGAAAAUUCAUACAGGAGAAAAACCCUACAAGUGUGACGUUUGUGGCAAGGCCUUUCAUUAUCCAUCAUUACUUUCUAAACACAAGAUAAUUCAUACAGGAGAAAAACCCUACAAGUGUGAAGUAUGUGGCCAGGCAUUCCAUGUUGCAUCAAAACUUUCUCAUCAUAAGAUAAUUCAUACAGGAGAAAAACCCUACAAGUGUGAAAUAUGUGGCAAGGCCUUUCAUUAUUCAUCAUUACUUUCUAAACACAAGAUAAUUCAUACAGGAAAAAAACCCUACAAGUGUGACAUAUGUGACAAAGCAUUCUAUUAUCCAUCAAGACUUUCUAGCCAUACAAAAAUGCAUACAGGAGAAAAACCAUACAAGUGUGAAGUCUGUGGAAAGGCCUUCUGUUCACCAUCAUCACUUUCUAAACACAAGAGAAUUCAUAAAGUAGAAAAAGCCUACAGUUGUGAGGUUUGUGGAAAGGUCUUCUGUAUUCUGUUAUUACUUUCUAAACACAAGAGAAUUCAUACAGGUGAGAGUCACUGUAAUAGUGAAAUACGUAGCAAGGCCUUUGUUUAUCCUUCAAGACUUCCUAAACAUAAGAAAAAUCAUACAAGAGAAAAACCAUACAAGUGUGAAGUAUGUGGAAAGGCCUUCGAUUAUCCUUCAAGACUUUCUAAACAUAAGAAGAUUCAUACAAGAGUAAAACCAUACAAGUGUGAAGUAUGUGGAAAGGCCUUCCACUUUGUAUCAUUAUUAUUAGUACACAAGGGAAUUCAUACUGGAGAAAAACCCUACAAGUGUGAAGAAUGUGGGAAGGCCUUCUAUUAUCCAUCAUUACUUUCUAAACACAAGAUCAUUCAUACAGGAGAAAAACCAUACCAGUGUGAAAUAUGUGGCAAGGGCUUCCAUGUUUCAUCAUCACUAUCUAAACAUAGGAGAAUUCAUACAGGAGAGAAGCCAUACAAGUGUGAAGUAUGUGAGAAGGCCUUCCGCUUUUCAUCAUCACUAUCUAAACACAAGAGAAUUCAUACAGGAAAGAAACCCUACAAAUGUGAAGAAUGUGGCAAGGCCUUCCAUUUUCCAUCAUUACUUUCUAAACACAAGAUAAGUCAUACUCGAGAAAAACCCUACAAUUGUGACCUAUGUGGCAAGGCCUUCUAUUAUCCAUCAUUACUCUCCAAACACAAGAUGAUUCAUACAGGAGAAAAACCCCACAAAUGUGAUGUAUGUGGCAAGGCCUUCCAUUAUCCUUCAAAACUUUCCAACCACAAGAAAAUUCAUACAGGAGAGAAACCAUACAAAUGUGACAUAUGCGGAAAUGUCUUCCGUUUUCCAUCAUCACUUUCUGAACAUAAGAGAACUCACACAGGAGAGAAUCCAUACAAAUGUGAAGUAUGUGGCAAGGCCUUCCAUGUUCCAUCAAAACUUUCUCAUCACAAGAUAAUUCAUACAGGAGAAAAACCCUACAAGUGUGAAGUUUGUGGCAAGGCCUUCCAUUAUCCAUCAUUACUUUCUAAACACAAGAUAAUUCAUACAGGAAAGAAACCCUACAAAUGUGAGGUAUGUGACAAAGCCUUCCAUUAUCCAUCAAGACUUUCUAAGCAUAAGAAAAUUCAUGGGGCUAGAGAGAUGUCUCAAGGGUUAAGGGCACUAGUUGCUCUUCCAGAGAUUCUGAGCUCAAUCCCCAGUAACUACAUUGUGGCUCACAAUCAUCUAUAAUGGGAUCUGAUUCCCUCUUCUGGUAUGUACAUGCAGAUAGAACAGUCAUAUACAUAAAAUAAAUAUAUCUUUAAAAAUAUUGAUGUAUGUUGCUUGGUGCCAAGAAAAGAAAAUUCACACAAGAGCGAAGUGUGUUAAAUAUGUUGAAAGGCCUUGAAUUUCAGCAUCACUUUCAGUGUAUACAAGAAAAUUCAUACAGGAGAAAAACCCUACAAGUGUGAAGUAUGUGGCAAGAAUUUCCAUUGUACAACAUUAUUUUCUAACCACAAGAGAAGUCACUCAGGAGAGAAACCCUGCAAAUAUGAAGUAUGUAUCCCGAUCUUCUGUUGUCUAUAAUUACUUUCUGAACACAAGAAAAUUCACACAGGUGAGAAACCUGACAAUUGUGAAGUGUAGAACUUUUAGAACUAGCCAGAUUCUUUAUACUCAUUGGAAACCAUACAAAUGUGAGGAAUGUUGAUUAUCCUCUAAAAAUUCAUACCCAUGUCUACACAAAGUAACUCAUAAUGUGGUGACAUUUACAAAUGCAAAGAAUAUGUCGAAAUGCUCAACAAAAACAUUAAGUAUCAUCAAAGAAUCAAUUCUGCAGAGAAACCAUAUAAAUCUAAAGAAUGUGGCAAAUAUGUUAGAAGUUCUAUAGCAUGGUCCAAACAUGGGAUAAUUCCUACUGGAGAGAAACAUAGUUGUGGAGAAUGCAGCCAAAACUAUUAACAGUCUUCUGGUCUUAAGCAACAUUCAAGAAUUCCUGCGUGAGAGAAAGCACACAAGUGUGAAGAAUAUUCCAAGGUCUUUUGUACUUACUAAGAAGCAUGUAAAACAUCUUAAUUCAUAGAGACUAAAAUUCCACAUGUGAAAAAUGUUGCAAAUCCUUUAAUAAACUUUCUUAUAUUUCUCAGCACAAGGUAGUUUGAACUAUAGUGAAAUAAUACAAAUGUUUAAAUAUUCAGAAUAUUUUAAUACUUCUUCAGACACUAAUAUUUGUGGAAACCUUCAUGGUAAAUAGAAACCAUAUAAGAUUGAGGAAAUAAAGCCUUUGGAAUCAUUCACAUAAUCCUGUCAAAAGUACAGCUAUCAGACUUUUUUCUUCUGGAUUUUGGGCUGAUCCUUUCUUGCUGUCUUGUUUCUUCUGUUUUGGAAUCAGAACACUUCAAUUAUACAAUUGUGUUGGAAAUGUAGUCACUCAUUUUUAUGUUGUAAGAGAUCACACAUAAGAGAUUACCCUUAGUCUCACAUGACACAUGGACUGUGGCCUUUCAUAGUGUUAUAAUUGUUGAAUACUUUGUGGACCUUUCAAGUUGUAGCCUAUUUUACUUAUGAGAGAAGAGUAAUGUUGGGGAAAGGGGAAGAAAUGGGGAUUAAAGCUCUGACUAUGGCUAGCAUGAUAAGUUUGGGAACAAAGUUAAAAGACAAGACUCAUACCCAUGUUACUAUUCCAAGUACUUACAAAAUAGAGGAAAUUACCUCUACAGAUUGUUCUCUGACCUCCAUACAUGGGCUCCCACGUAUACAUACAAACUGAAUUAUAUCUGUGUUUUAAACAGAGGUCAAGAAGUAAUGCUUAAAUUUUGUUAACUCCAUGAGUUCUAGCAUCAUGUGAGAAGCAAGACUGAUUGUUGAUUUGCACUUUCUGUUUAGUUUAUUUGACAUCAGAAGAUCUGGUGAUUGUGUUUAGAAGCACAUGCUGGAAAUAACUGCAAUAUAAGAAACCCUGCAAUCUCCUGCUUCCUAACUGUGGAUGGAACAUGACUACCUGCUUUAAGCUCCUGUUGCCUUUACUUUCUUACAUGUGUGGUGGUUGGAAUAAGACCCUAAGGGUUCAGAGAUUUGAAUGCUUAGUCAUCAGAUAGGAGCACUUCUUUAAAAGGAUUAAGCAGUGUGGCAUCAUUGGAAUAAGUGUGUCACUGGGGGUUGUAUUUAAGGUUUCAAAAGCUCAGACCCAGUGUCUCCCUCUUCUUAUUGACUACGGAUCAAAAUGUAAAAUUCUCAGCUACUUCUCGAGCAUCAUGUUCCCUAGCAUGCUCCCUACAAUAAUGAUAAUGUACAAAACUUCUGAAACUGUAAACAAGCCCAAUAAAUGUUUUAUAAGAGUUA
Messenger RNA from Rattus rattus (black rat), 5437 nucleotides. RefSeq names its product zinc finger protein 728-like. Gene Ontology annotation, biological process: regulation of transcription by RNA polymerase II. Bases 86 to 3346 code for a protein of 1086 amino acids. Gene Ontology annotation, cellular component: nucleus. The record is from RefSeq and is a predicted model, not a curated record. Lineage: Eukaryota; Metazoa; Chordata; Mammalia; Rodentia; Muridae. Gene Ontology annotation, molecular function: DNA-binding transcription factor activity, RNA polymerase II-specific; RNA polymerase II cis-regulatory region sequence-specific DNA binding. The transcript has 4 exons.